This is a messenger RNA of Homarus americanus (American lobster), 1511 nucleotides long. RefSeq names its product dipeptidase 1-like. The record is from RefSeq and is a predicted model, not a curated record. Gene Ontology annotation, biological process: proteolysis. NCBI's taxonomy places the organism in Eukaryota, Metazoa, Arthropoda, Malacostraca, Decapoda, Nephropidae. Gene Ontology annotation, molecular function: metallodipeptidase activity.
AACACAUCAACCACGUCAGAAAAGUCGCCGGUAUUGACCACGUCGGCAUCGGGGCAGACUUUGAUGGCAUAAACAUGCUACCUGUCGGGCUGGAGGAUGUGUCUGGCUACCCGAGACUCUUCGCUGAGCUCCUCUCUGAUCCCAAUUGGUCACUACAGGACCUGAGGAAGCUGGCUGGCCAUAACCUACUGAGGGUGAUGCGUGACGUCGAGAGGGUUCGUGUAGAGAUGCAGCAGCAGAGGUCAGCGCCCUAUGAGGAAGAAAUCAACAAACUCCCCGCUGACCAACAGUCCUGCUUCUACCGUUUCACCCGCCCUACUGACGACGUUGACUGAUCACCUGCUUCCUGACUUUCUUCAUCUGCUCACCUGCUGAUGUCUGCGGUCCUGCAUCUGCUGACCUGAUUAAUAUAUUGACCUUACUCACCUUGUCUACCUUGUGACCUGUUGGACCAGGUGUGGGGGUAAUAAUCUUGGAGUGAGAUUCACCAACAUUUACAGCUGUUAUGUUUAAGAUCAUACAAGUUGACAGUACAAGUGUGUGUGUGUGUGUAUAGGUCAUUCUUCUUCCUUUUCGUUUCUCUCCUCAUUUCUAAAGGUUUCUGUUCCUCUUGGUAGAUAAAAACGUGGAUUAUUUUGUCAUGUGUUCACGUCUAUCACUCCUGAACUUAAAUAUACACCAGAGAAUAAUAAUAAUACUCAUUCAACAUCAUCUAUGAGACUUCACCUUAACUUAACAGCCACGAUGACAAGAGACCGCAAUCCUAUUUUAUAAUUAUUCAUCUUCUACAUAAGUAAAUUCCUUUUAGAUAUGUCUGAGCAAAAAACACAUUUACAUACAUUACCUAAGAAAUGAUUAAAAAGGACCUUGUAAAUAGUUAAACGUGUUAUGGAAGAUGAAUAUACCUGUAGUAUGUGUGAUCGUUAGUUUGGUUACCAGGUGGGAGUCGACUCUCUGGCUCCAGUACGUUAGAGACCCUCCUUGACCAAGUUAGACUAGACUCUUGGAUUCGAUACCUUCAAGUGUGUGGGUUCGAAUCCUUGCACCCAAUGGAGCUAAAGUGUUCCAUUAGUAAUAAUAUCUAUCUUAAGUCACCAUACUCAAAAGAUUUACUGAUCCCAUUCAAGGGGUUAAAUCAUCGUAAUCAGGAGGUUAAAUCAUUAUAUUAGAGGGUUUAAUCAUUGCAGGGGUUAAAUCAUUAUAUUCAAGAGGUUAAAUCAUUGUACUCAAGAGGCUAAAUCAUUGUAUUCAAGGGGUUAAAUCGUUGCAGGGGUUAAUUAUAUUCAAGAGGUUAAAUCAUUGUACUCAAGAGGUUAAAUCUUUAUAUUCAAGAGGUAAAUCAUUGUACUGAAGGGGUUAAAUCCUCAUCAUAUUCCAGGGCUACAUCAUUGGACUGAAGAGAUUUGGCUUUUGAGGGAAAAUUAUCAGCAAUUUGUUAGUCUCGUGUUUGAAACCAGACUUGUAAACUGUACGUCGUGUCCAACUUUUAAUAUUGGCAACUUUUUCAUAUA